CGAAAGUCGAUAAAUAAACUUUCUACUUUAUGUACGUUAGUUGCCAUCACGUCACUAGGUGGCGGUAAUGUUCGAGCAUAUGUUCAAAAUAGAUUAAACAACAUUCGGUGAGGUUAAGUUACUCUAGGAAAAGUCUAUUAAUUACAUUAGUCAUGAAUUUCCUAGCCAAAAGUGUAAUGAAUAUAGCAAGAACUUGCAUAGCAAAUACUAUCCAAAGUAGCAAUCUAACUACGAAAUUUUGUGAACACAGACAUAGCCAAGCAGGAAACAUACUAAAUACCACAAAGAUAUGUGUGAGCACAACACUGCAAGGAUUGAGACAGAUCAGAUUUGGAAGCAGUUUAUGGCAAAUGCAUAAAAGAGGCGGACCAUACAAAAAGUCCAAACCUUCGAAGAAUCCUUUCGAUGGCGCACCAUUUAUGAAGGGCGUAAUUUUAAAAACUGUCAUCAAAAAACCGAAAAAGCCUAACUCUGCAAAUCGAAAAUGCGUCAUUGUGAGAUUAUCGAACGGCAAAGAAAUGACGGCGUAUGUUCCCGGAGUCGGUCAUAAUCUGCAGGAGCAUAAUAUAGUGCUGUGCAAGAAUGGACGAUUGCGAGAUACACCUGGAGUUAAGAUAAAAUGCGUGCGUGGAAAGUACGAUUUGCCACAUGUAUCUAAGCGCACUUAAUUUGUAACUGUUAAUUGUUAUCAUACGUAUGUCUGAUAAAAUUAAUGUAAUUUCUGUAAAAAAAGAACAUCAACUAUACCACUAUUGUCUACCUAAUUUUGAAAAUACAUCAUUGCGAGAUUAUUGAAUAGUACGGAAAUGAUGAUAUGUAUUUCUAGUGAGAUGUAAAGGUACAGUAUUACCUAAUUAAUCUACUCUUCGGAAAUUUUACAUUUUUGAAUUAAGAUUCAGAAAAUUUUGCAUUUAUGUAAACAAUAAAAUUGCGACA
Molecule: messenger RNA, 936 nt
Organism: Mycetomoellerius zeteki
Lineage: Eukaryota; Metazoa; Arthropoda; Insecta; Hymenoptera; Formicidae
Gene: tko
Product: 30S ribosomal protein S12 technical knockout
Exons: 5
Coding region: 153-668 (171 amino acids)
Biological process (GO): translation
Cellular component (GO): small ribosomal subunit; ribosome
Molecular function (GO): structural constituent of ribosome
Source: RefSeq, a predicted model, not a curated record